AUGGCGUUCUCGUUGAUAUUGUCGGCCCCGUUUCUUGGAGCAGCGACGGUGCUCUUUUUGACCUACAUUAUAUGUCUCGCUGUCUAUCGCUUGUAUCUAUCCCCGCUUGCUAAGUUCCCGGGUCCUAAGCUAGCGGCCUUUUCAAACUGGUAUGAGUUCUACCAUGACGUUGUUCGCCCGGGCAAGUUCGCGACUCAUAUUCAGUCGCUCCACAAACAAUACGGACCAAUUAUCCGUAUCACGCCAACGGAACUCCACAUUGAUGACCCGUCGUACUUUGACACGCUAUACACCCGGUCUGGGCGACGCGACAAGUACGACUACGUCGCGGGCCGCUUCGGUUUCUCGACUGACAGCUUCUCAACGUCGCCGCAUGAAUUGCAUCGAAUCCGUCGCAAAGCCCUGAGCCCCUUCUUCGCCGCGGCCAAGAUUUCUGACUUUGAAUCUGUCAUUCAGGCCAAAGUGAACAACCUUUGCGAUAAGCUUGCAGCUUCUGCUGAUGGCCAGGUCGUAAAAUUAGAUCGCGCUUUCGUCGCUUUGACAACAGAUGUCAUUACUCAAUAUGCAUUUGGAAGGUCUUAUAACCAUCUCGAGUCCCCUGGCUUUGAGGAGACUUUGUACGAAGCUUUUCGUACUAUCCAUAGCGCAGGUUCCGUUGGUCAGCACUUCCCGUUCAUCUUCAAAAUCCUAAACGCGCUUCCAAUCUGGUUUGUCAAAGCGACACAGCCAGAUAUCAUGCCUUUGGUUACCCUUCGACAGAGCAUGAGGGCCCAGAUAGGAGAAAUCCGUCAAAAAGCCAACGAGAAAAACACGGAGGCUGAUCAUGCAAACAUUUUCUUCGAGGUCAUCAACAGUGACCUCCCAGAAUCGGAAAAGUCAGACACUCGGCUUGGGGACGAGGCGCAGCUGAUGAUCGCAGCCGGUCUAAUUACCACCUCGUGGGCUCUUGCUGUGGCUACGUUUCAUUUCGCAACUAAGCCGGCCAUUUCUGCACGGCUUCGUAAAGAACUUGAUGCAGCAGGUAGCCCCACUAAGUGGCACGAAUUGGAAAGGUUGCCUUAUCUUAAUGCUUGUGUGCUUGAAUCCGUUCGCCUCUCUCACGGCGUUGUUUCGCGUGACCCACGACUGGCACCGGAUGCGGAACUGACAUACGGGGAAUGGACAAUUCCGAUAAACACGCCCGUGUCCAUGACUACCCUCGACGUGCUAAUGAACGAGGAAGUAUUUCCUGAACCCGAGUCUUUCAUCCCAGAACGGUGGAUUGAGAAGCCGGAGCUCCAGAGAUAUUUUGUGGCGUUCGGGAAGGGAUCUCGACAGUGCCUGGGUAUCAACUUGGCACUGGCUGAACUUCACAUCACAAUUGCAACAGUUUUUGAGCGGUUCGAUUUUGAACUUUUUGAGACUGAAGAGUCGGAUGUACAAAUGGCCCAUGCGUGGCUUGCUCCUUACCCUAGAUUGGAUUCAAAGGGAGUCAGAGUUAAAGUGACGGAGCACGGCCUCAACAAAUAA
Colletotrichum truncatum is the source of this 1509-nucleotide messenger RNA. RefSeq names its product cytochrome p450 family protein. Lineage: Eukaryota; Fungi; Ascomycota; Sordariomycetes; Glomerellales; Glomerellaceae. The record is from RefSeq and is a predicted model, not a curated record. Gene Ontology annotation, molecular function: oxidoreductase activity, acting on paired donors, with incorporation or reduction of molecular oxygen; iron ion binding; monooxygenase activity.